Monoraphidium neglectum is the source of this 435-nucleotide messenger RNA. RefSeq names its product replication factor C subunit 2/4. The transcript has 4 exons. Gene Ontology annotation, biological process: DNA-templated DNA replication; DNA repair. The record is from RefSeq and is a predicted model, not a curated record. The coding region runs from base 1 to 435 and encodes 144 amino acids. Gene Ontology annotation, molecular function: ATP binding; ATP hydrolysis activity; DNA clamp loader activity. NCBI's taxonomy places the organism in Eukaryota, Viridiplantae, Chlorophyta, Chlorophyceae, Sphaeropleales, Selenastraceae. Gene Ontology annotation, cellular component: DNA replication factor C complex; nucleus.
AUGACCGUCGCGCAGCCGUGGGUGGAGAAGUACCGCCCCAGGAACGUGGACGAGGUCGCGCACCAGGAGGAGGUGGUGUCCACCCUCAAGAAGUCCCUGGAGACGGCCAACCUGCCGCACCUGCUGUUCUACGGCCCGCCAGGCACGGGCAAGACGUCCACGGCCCUCGCCAUCGCGCGGCAGCUGUAUGGGCCUGAACUGAUGAAGACGCGCGUCAUGGAGCUGAACGCCUCUGACGAGCGCGGCAUCAGCGUCGUGCGGCAGAAGGUCAAGUCGUUCGCGGCCGCGUCGGUCGGGCAGCCGGUGCCGGGCUACCCCUGCCCCCCCUACAAACUACUCAUCCUCGACGAGGCGGACAGCAUGACUCAGGACGCCCAGAACGCGCUGCGGCGCACAAUGGAGCAGUACUCAAAGGCAAGAGCGAGUUGUGGAUGA